AUGGUGACUCUAAAAAUAGAUGCCUACUUAUACGAUGGUCUCUCUCCAAUUAAUGCCAUCAUAUGUGUUGCGAAAGACGUUGCUGAGAUAAGCGAAACAUUUCCUCAAUGGCGAAAAAUCUGUUCGUAUCUAUCUAUCUAUCUAUCUAUCUAUCUAUCUAUCUAUCUAUCUAUCUAUCUAUCUAUCUCAGUCUAUUCGUAUCUAUUUAUCUAUCUAUCUCAGUCUAUUCGUAUCUAUCUAUCUAUCUAUCUAUCUAUCUAUCUAUCUAUCUAUCUCAGUCUAUUCGUAUCUAUUUAUCUAUCUAUCUCAGUCUAUUCGUAUCUAUCUAUCUAUCUAUCUAUCUAUCUAUCUAUCUAUCUAUCUAUCUAUCUAUCUCAGUCUAUUCGUAUCUAUCUAUCUAUCUAUCUCAGUCUAUUCGUAUCUAUCUAUCUAUCUAUCUCAGUCUAUUCGUAUCUAUCUAUCUAUCUAUCUCAGUCUAUUCGUAUCUAUCUAUCUAUCUAUCUAUCUAUCUAUCUAUCUAUCUAUCUAUCUAUCUAUAUACCUAUCUAUCCCUGUCUGAUCGUAUCUAUCUCUAUCAGUCUGUUCGUAUCUAUCUAUCUAUCUAUCUAUCUAUCUAUCUAUAUAUAUAUAUAUAUAUAUAUAUAUAUAUAUAUACCUAUCUAUCCCAGUCUGAUCCUAUCUAUCUAUAUCAGUCUGUUCGUAUCUAUCUAUCUAUCUCAGUCUAUUAGUAUCUGUCUAUCUAUCUAUAUGUAUAUGUGCGUGUCUAUAUUAUACAAUAUUUUCUCUCUUCUUCAAUCAAAUUUUCUUUAUUUUUCACGUGCAUCUCUUUUUCCUUCAUUUUGUUCAUCCCCGCUUCCUUCUGUUUUAAUUCUUAUUUUCUUCGUUUAUGUCUUUACUGUUUUUACGCUUCUUCAUUUUUUCUUUCUCUUUCUUUUUCACAUGCGUCUUUCCUUCUUUUAUUUUAUUUUUCCAUCUUUCCUUUCGUUUUUAAUUAUUAUUUUCUUCGUUUAUGCUUUCUUUAAUUUCUUUUACACUUCUUCCUUUUCUUAUUUCUUUUUCUUUUUCACAUGCGUCUUUUCUUUCUCUUUCUUUUUCACAUGCGUUUUUCCUUUCUUUAUUUUAUUCUUCUAUCCUUCCUUCCGUUUUUAA
Molecule: messenger RNA, 1149 nt
Organism: Acanthosepion pharaonis
Lineage: Eukaryota; Metazoa; Mollusca; Cephalopoda; Sepiida; Sepiidae
Source: the annotation of a GenBank genome assembly